This is a messenger RNA of Bacillus rossius redtenbacheri, 7408 nucleotides long. RefSeq names its product ankyrin repeat domain-containing protein 39. The transcript has 3 exons. Gene Ontology annotation, molecular function: protein binding. NCBI's taxonomy places the organism in Eukaryota, Metazoa, Arthropoda, Insecta, Phasmatodea, Bacillidae. The record is from RefSeq and is a predicted model, not a curated record. Bases 124 to 663 code for a protein of 179 amino acids.
UCGUGUCGUCGUGCGGCCAGGGCCCGCAGCACGUGCCCAUCUGGGUCAUGCACCGCCCCUACUCCCGCUACUAGCGUCAAUUCGCACGUGAUUUUCCUUAGAGACUAAAUAAAAUUGAGAGUCAUGUCUGAUUGUCGUGAGCCCGGAUGCAAAUGUCUGCCUUCAACGUCUUCUGUGAGUCAGACUAUGGAUGAAAUGGAUUUUGAAAGAGGGAUCUGGUAUGCAGCCCAGAACAACGACCUGGAGCGCGUGGAGAAGCUGCUGCGCAAGGGCGUGUGCCCCGACGCGCCGGACGCGGCGGGCUACACAGCGCUGCACCACGCCGCGCGUGCCGGCCACCUCAAGGUGUGCACGCGGCUGCUGAACGCCGGCGCCAGCGUGGACGCGGCGACGCGCGCGGGCCACGCCACGGCGCUGCACCGCGCCGCCGCGGCCGGCCGCCUGCCCGUGGUGGACCUGCUGCUGCUGGCCGGCGCCAACACCAAGCUGCCUGACGUGGACGGCAAGACGGCGCUGCACCGCGCCGCCGAGCACGGCCACCUGCCCGUGGUCAAGUCCAUCCUGCAGGCGUGCCCCGACCUCAAGUACCGGCGCGACGAGCGCGGCAAGCUGCCGCUCUACUACGCGCGCGGCAACGACGAGGUCGCCAGGCUGCUGGGGUAGCAACUGUGUUGUUGCAGAAAAGUUUUAAAAAGCACGCUUUGAACUUGGUUAAGUACUUAGUAAUGAAGUUUCUCUGCAUUAUUCAUAGAAACUGCUGUAAUGUAAAAAAAAAAAAAGCCAUUACUUUGGGCCGCAGGUUUGUGUUGACGCCUGUCUCAUUGUAUCCUGCAGCCAUCGGCUGAAUGAUGUAGGGUUACCCGGUGAUCUCUCCGGGUUUUUACCCCCCGAUUCCGCCCGUCUCGACUCGAGGGCCUCGUGUUUGCGGUGCAAGCUACUGCUGCCGUCACCCGGGGCUGCUCGAGUUACGCAUUUCGACCACGUCGCGAUCGUUCAGGUUACCGACAUUCCCAGCAGACAUUACAGGUACCAUCUGCAGCACAGCCAUGCCUGUUUGCUGCAGUGAGGAGCACACCGAGCACCCCCUUUCGGAAAUAUCUCUUGGAGAGGGGAUGAGUUUUUUUAUUUAUAUAUAUAUAUAUAUAUAAAGAGAUGAGGGUGGCGGGAUUUUUUUCAAUUAGUAAAAUUUAAAAGUAUUAAGGUUAUUGAAGCUUAAAAUUUUGAACUUUAAAUGAAAUUCUGGGUUAUCAAGCGGUAUUGCGGAGAAUAGUGUAAAAGCGCUGCGUGGCAGUCGAGAGCAGUGGAGUGGGGUGCUACGCUGGGCGAGCAACGAGCCUGUUCGACUGGGCCUAUGGCUGUCAGGGUUCUUUGCCUAACUUCACUAGUAGACUGCAGCAAUGGAAAAGAACAGUAUGAGUAAUACUUUAGUACCACAAGUACCCGUCACAUCACUUGUAACGGUACUUUUGCAGCAGAUACGCUCUUGGUGAGACUCCUAACACGAUGUGUCGUGAUGUAUCCCGUCAAGUGUUCUUCCUCGGUGGUUUGUAGUCUCACUUCUCCCUACACAGCAAUAACUCAUGCAAAGAUUCACGUGACACUUGGGUAUAUUUCGAAAAAUCUAAUAACUAAACGAGAAAGGCAAAGCACGUGCUUUUUGUUACACCUGCUAGCUCAGAUCCACGCACUAACCUUCAUUUUGUUUAAUAUCUCAAUUUUUAAUGGUUAAUAUUCAUUCAAUUAUAUAUAACUACCUACAUACAGCAAUUGACAAGGGAGAGAAUGAAACUGAAUAGCUAACGGUCUAAAACAUGGGAAAAGUCUAACAAGUUUUCAGACAUCUAAACGUAAUUUUAAUCCUGCAAUCGUGAAUGCCAGUGAUUCAGGGCAGCUUUUCCCCAACAGCAUCUGAGUAUUCUUGGUGCAUGGAGUACCUCGAAUGAAGUUUGAAACCAUGCUGGUGUACAUACUUUCGUUAAGUUGGUGACGACUAGUGUCUGCUGGAAUGUCUGUUACGAGACUCUGGAGCUAAUUGCGCAUUUCCUGCAGUCAUUUAAAGUUUUUUCCAAAAGUUCAGAUUACCGUGAAUGGACUGCGUAAAUGCUGCGAGGUUUUUUUUUAUGUGUGUAGAGAGUGUGGGUAAGCAUAGAGGUUGCUGUGUCAGUAAAACUGUAUCUAACUGUAUUUUUGACAAGGGACACAUUCAUAGAUGUAAGAGUUCUCACUAGCUUACUGUGUGCUGGCAUUGUUGCUGUGAAGCAGGUGGGCUUAGAGACAGCUGUGUGUUAGCUAAUUCACAAAUGAACUUGUUAGUUGAUUAUGUGUUUUGGUGUUGCAGAAACUUUUUUUUAUUAUUAUUUCAUGUAUUGCUCUUCGAAAUGCUUUGCAUUGGUAAAGCCCAGUACACACGGUCAUCUUUCUUGUUCGAGAGUGUGUGUAUGUUCUACACCUCGUCAUGUGCAUUGCCUCCAAGAGUGCUAUGCUAUAAAAGUAUGCAAUGGGGUAGUUCUUUUUUUUCAUUAUCAUUAUUUUAAAACUCCUGUGUGUAAACAAACAGUAAAUUUUUGUAGUAGCAUUAAAAAAAAAUCUUACCUGUGUUUCUACAUGCCCUAGCCCAUUUUAGUACAGAUAUACGUAUGUAUAAAUGAAAUAAAUGUUAGGAAAGAAAAUUAACCACUCCAAAAAUAAAAAUCUCAAACUGGUAUCAUAUGAUUUGUGCAUUAUCUUUCUGACUACAAUUGGAUUUAGUAUUUGUUUUGUUAUUCACCUGUGAUGAUAAGUUACGUACUCAAGAAAGAGGCCCGUGUGUAUUAAGCUUGAUGAAUCUCAUGUUGAAGUCAUGUUUAUUUCAUAUGUAUUCUUGAAUACUACCAUUUUAAAGUAAGGUGCUUUCCAGUUAUAGAUUGUUAAUUACUGUCUUGAUUGAGUGCUUUAACUAAGAUUAAAAUGAAAUUGUUUGGAUUUUUUUAAACAGUAUCAUAUUUUGGCAGAUGCUUUUUUAUUUUUUGCAAAAUGAUUCCAUUACUGCCAUGUCAAAUUAAUUUGUACAAAUAAGAAUUAGUAAUUUUUGAAAAUGGGUGCCAAAGUACGUUUGCUAUUGGAAAGCACUCUAGAUUUUUCGUUGCAUUUUAAAUGUAACUGUUGCAGUUUACAUGAUAAUGUAAAUUGAAUAGGUAGCGCCUAAAAAUGAAUGUGGCCAAAUGUAGUGUGUGACGUAAAUUAUUUUUACAUUAAAAAUGGUCACAUUUUUACAGAUUUUUGCAUGCUUUCUGUGUUAAAGAUGCUAUACAGUGUUAACAUUAACAGUGAGAAUUAUGUGUAUGCAAAUAUUAGUGUUUAGCAUUCUUAUAAUAUUUGUGUUGUACAAAUAGUGAUCGGUAGAAAAAUUUGUCACUCAAGUUGUCAUGAAACGUUACCUUUUCCUUUCUGUAUUCUCGCUGGAAAUUUUGUGUAUGAUUCUGAGACUGUUUUUAUAAUAUUCAUCAGUGGAGCGGUGAAUUGAAGUUACAAAAAAAAAUUACCUGGCAAGAGAUAAUAAGUGUGGUUCAGGUUUACCUUAAAGGUCACAUAUUUCAUUAUUUAAAUUUUGAUACCGAAUGAGGCUAAGAAGAACCACUACAAUGUGUAUGAACUUAGAUUUACUCAAUCACCAUAUUUUACCUUAAAAUAAUGAACUGUAUCUAAAUAUUUGUUGCUUGAUUAUUUUUUUCCUUAAAAGCUAUUAGUUUCAUAAUAGUGAAUUUCCUUAGUUGUAGCAUGUGGGGUAUUUCUAAUUUUAUAACUGUAAAUAAAAUUUUGUAGGUUUUUUUUAAAAUGUUAUUGUUAUUUGAAUCAAAAUAGGUGCAGAUGGAUGAAAGCUUAUUAGGUUCAACUUUUAACCGUAAAAUGGCUAUUUACGAGCUUUGGAACAUACACUGCAUCAUAUUCUCUCAGUAAUGUUGUUGCUGUUCCUCUCAAACUAGCAAGAGAGAAAAAAAAAACAGUUCUUUGUGUUUUGCUUAGCUGGUGAAUUUCUAAGAAGAGUACAGUGUUAGAUUUAUGUUACCCUCUUUUAUCGCAUAAUCGUAACACGCGCGUAAUCGUCGCACCUAUAUUUUUGGCCGUCAAAAUUGGGAUAAAAAACUUUUUGCUUAAACGUCGAAUGAUGUUUUUGGUCCCGCUAUUAGAUUCUGAGCGCUUUGUGUAGGUAUCUUUUCCAUAUAAAACUAUGUAUUUUAAAGUAUAAAUCUAAUAUUUAUUCGGAAAUUACCACUUAUUUAAUUAACUGAAAUACGAAAUUGUCUUAUGUGUAAAUUUUCUUUUAAAGACGUUUUUAAACGUUAUUAUCUUUAUCUGAUCAUCUGUGUCGCCCCGGUGUAGAUAUAUUUUCCAUAUAGAUGAUGUAUUUUAAAGUAGAAAUAUAAUAUUUAUUUGGACAUUAACACUUACUUAUUUAAUUAACGGAAAUACAAAGUUGUCUGACCUGUAAAUUUUCUUUUAAAGACUAUAUUAAGACUAUAUUGUAAACUCUAAACUCUGUUAAUGGUAGAUAGAGGCUUGGUUUAGCAUGAUUUUCUCUCUUGGUGUGCCAUUGUGCUAUUUCUUUGCCACUGGUGUGAGACUGUGUAAUUCUGCUUAUUUUGGUUUGCACAUUUAAAAUAGGUAAGAAUCACGUGAUUGCUCUUGAACUACAUAAUCUUGAUGGAUGCCACUAGGCAUGUUUUAAUUUGAUGUCUUAUAGCAUGAACUAUUUUUCCAUGUGCUUGUGUUCAACUAUUUGCACUUUUCAGCAAUCUGAAUGUACUCAUAAAGAGUUGUGAUCUGAUUUUUUUUUUCUUUUUGUAAGUAAGAGUGCAAAAUGACUGCAUUUCCAAAUCAAGUAUGGAAAAGCAGAAGGUUGAGAGGAAGUUCAAAUUUCCACUCAGUGAUGCCACUGCAAAUAAAGUAAGUAGCAUGUCAGAGCAGUUUGCUUUUGUUUUGCUUCUAAAGGGAACAUAUUUGAUCCUUUUGUCAUUGCUUAAAAGAUUAUGUGUCUGUACUUGUAUCAUGUGUGUCGACACACGGUAUUUAAUAUAAUGUGCUAUCUUAAGCCAUAUUAUUUAGAAGCUGGUCAUGACAUUCAAUCAAAUUUGCCAAAUUAUACAGUAAUAUAAAAUUGUGCCCUCUUACACCACCCAGUGGAUGUUGCUUGAAAAGCUAAUGUUAUUGGCACUCUUGCAUUCUCAAUGUUUGAGAUUACGUUGUUUCUUGCAAUGGUAAAUUUUUUAGACUUAUAUGAAGCUAUAAGGUAUAACUUUACAUAAUUUUUACAAAAAAAUUCUGAUGCUUUGAAGAAUCAACAUUACUAAAUUCCAGAUAAGUUGUUAAAAAUUAUUUACCAUAUUGUGAAAAAAAGAUAGCCAAUGUAAUUUGAUAUAGUAUUUUAUGUAUGUGAUCUGUAUAUUACCUAUAUAAAUACUAGUAUGAUGUUUAUUUUGAGCCAUUUCUAUAAAGGUUGAAUUAAUAAUGAAAUACCUAGAUUAUUCUGUAUCUAAUGCUGUGUAACAUGAAAUUAAUAAUGCUCUCGUGCCAUUUUCGUUAUUUUUAUAGAGCUUGUUUCCAUUCAAACAUGUAAAUCUGGUUCACGUGGUUUCAUAAAUGUUACAAAGUCACGAGAAGGAACAAAUGAUAUUUUACCGUCCACUUGGAAAACUUGGAUUGCAUAGUGUAAUGUUUAACUGUUUUGUUGAUGUUGAAUCCAAUAGUAUAAUUUUUUUUAUUGGAAUCAGCAUAUAAAAAAUGGCAAGUCUUGACGUUGCUUGGAAAUGAGUACCCUGAAGUUGAAAUUAGCAACUUGGAUUGUGAAAACUGCAGUGUAAAAAUGAAGAUGUCGUAGAAUUAAAAUUUUACCUUUUGCUGUGAAUGUUACAGAUUUUAUCUAACAGGCACUACAUUUUUAUGACCAUUUAAAUGUUUUCUGAAAAUUAAAUAAGUAAAAUUGUUCAUUUUUGCUUUUUUUAAUACUUUGUGUUUAUUUUUAUUUUCAUGUAUAAUUGGCUUCUAAAUAUUAUUCCAUGAUUUUCUCUCUCCGCUAGUCACAAUUUUUAAGAACUGUUAAUAUUUUUGUUCACAAAAUUUCCUUUUUUUUUUUUUUUUUUUUUUUUAAUGUAUAGAAAGUGUUUUUUUCUUUAAACAUAGCAGUACUAAAACUUAUAAAUAAGAAAUUAUGUAAUCAGUAUUUGUAUUUUUAUAACAGCAUAGAUAUCCUUGUGUAGUAUAAUUUUUACUAGUGUUAUUUUUUGAUUAAAGAGAAUGUAUAGUUUCUGCUUAUAUAGUUAAUACUUCAGGUAAAAAAUGUAUGAACUAGGUAGUUUAAAUUUAAAUGUCAGUACUGAUUGCAAAUGUAUGUUAUAAAUUAACAAUGUAAUUAUAAUUUUGUACUACUGUAUUAUUAGUAUAGUGAAUAUUUUUAAGAUUGUAUUUUUGGCACUUUUUCCUGUCUUAAAGCAACACGUUUAUUUUACUAAACAUAAAUCUUGGUCCUAGAUGUAGUUGCAAAUUAACUCAUUCUUUGUGCUGAAGCUAAUAGUUCCGUUACCAAGACUUCUUACAUGUGACAUUGUGAUUAUAUUGUGUUUUAGAGUUCGUGAAUGUGUUGACUUUCUUUAGAAGAUAGUGGCAGUGGAAUUUCAUGUAUCACGUGUUUAGUAUAAGAUGAAAUAUUGUACAUAAGAAUAAACACAUUAAAAGCUGUAAAGAAAGAUAAUGGUAAUAUUCUUGUAGACAAAACCAAAGUGAUAUCCCCUAUGGCUGAAUAUAAUAGGAUGGUUUUUACCGAAACUGCUUGUAAACUUGUAUCUUGGUGCUGGAAGAUGUGGAUUUACAGCGAUGGGAACAGCUUAGUUGAAAAACCACACACUCUGCUCUUUACGAUGUUCUGAAUCUUAGGGAGGUAAGAGAGGUGUCAGUAGGCUUGACAGGUGAGACUAGAUAACACUGGAAUGCGGCUGCUAGCAAAGGCACCCCUCUCCUCACCCUUCUUCCUGAUCUUUCCUGGUGACGACCAAAUAUCACAGCACACACUGCUCUCUGACGAUUGGCUUAUGAACUACAGAUAUAAAACUCUUUUCGUUAAAAUUGCAGCUUUUUUUUUCUUCUAAUUGCUGCUUGCUGCUUCAAAAAAGGCCAUGGCAAAUCACUCUACCGACUGAAAGUGGCACCAGAAAAGCUGUUGGUAAAUGUAAAAUAGUUUUUAAUUUCUGUGUGUUUGAUUUUUACCCCAUAAAGUAUUUUUAAUGAACUCUUAAUCAAAAAGUUUGGGUCGCGUUACAUUUAGAGUUAACAGUAUUUUGAGGUAAAUAACAAAAUAAGGUAUCUGGUAACUUAAAAUCCUUUGGCUGAAGUAAUGCGAACAUGCCAGAUUGGAGGAAUUUGCAUUGCAGCUAUCAUG